Molecule: messenger RNA, 1719 nt
Organism: Penicillium lagena
Lineage: Eukaryota; Fungi; Ascomycota; Eurotiomycetes; Eurotiales; Aspergillaceae
Exons: 4
Coding region: 1-1719 (572 amino acids)
Biological process (GO): DNA-templated transcription; regulation of DNA-templated transcription
Molecular function (GO): zinc ion binding; DNA-binding transcription factor activity, RNA polymerase II-specific; DNA binding
Source: RefSeq, a predicted model, not a curated record
AUGACAUCUCCAACCCGCGCUGAGCAACCCCGGAAGCUCCGAGUGAUCGCUUGUGAACCAUGUCGCUCCCGCCGUACUAGAUGUGAUGGCCGCAAGCCAAGAUGUGGUUCGUGCGAGACGCGGAGAAGUGUAUGCGAGUACCCGGAGGCAAACAAACGCACAGCAACGAACGUCGAGGACGAGCUUUCCCAGAUUCGAUCCCAGCUAGACCGUAUCGAACGCGCCGUUGCAUCGGUGGAGUUCACCCGGCGCCGUGAUGUCGGGUCGAUCUCUGAAGCUGCAACUAGCCCUUGGGCAGCUCAUGCUGGUGCUUCCAGUGUAUCGGCAAGCCCAGAGCUGCUAGACGCUCGGGGCUUCCCAUACAUGAAACUUCAGACAUGCGCUUUCACCAGACUGGCGGGUUUGGGGGAGAACUAUGGAAACGAUGUCAUUCGACUAGAGCGCGCUGCUCACCCAAUUUCUACCUCCACUGGCGGCUUAUUCGUCCUCAACCACCCCAAGGCCAUGGCUGCCUUGCAAAGCUUUUCGGUUAAGAUACACCCAUGGUAUCCCAUACUUGAAAGCCGGUUCUCGGAGUGCAUAUCGUCCGUUCUAGCUAACUCCUUUGAGCGGCGUACCGAUACGUUCUUGGUUCUCAUGGUACUGGCUAGCGGGUCUAUAGCUCAAGAAAACACGUAUGCCGAGGCACUCGAACGUCGGCCGGAUGCCAUGUACCUGAACCUAGCUCUGGAUAUGUUGCAAGUGGUUAUUCUGGAACAGAGUUUGCGAAGUGUACAGUGCUUAGUCGCUGCGAGCAUCCACUACUGCCUACUCCUUAAACCAUUGCAAGCGCACGACCUUGCCGCAAUGGCAAUUAAAAAGGCGCAAGAUCUGCACAUCACUGGCGCUUUUCAAGACGAUCAAGUAGCCUACGAGCAUUGGAUCCGUGUAUAUCGAAUUGCAUUGCUCAUUGAAGGAGAGCUUGUCAUACCUCUGCGACUUGUAGACAGCAACGCAUGGGAGACCGAGGAAGAAAUCCCCUUGCCCACGGGCACUGACAUUUGGUCAUUUGAGGAAGACUCUGAUAUGGAUGAAUCAGUUGAAAGAAGCCGUUCUGACAAUGUUGUGACUUACCUGCUGGCAGAAAUAUCUAUGAGACGGAUUCUUCGGCGAAAUACUGCAGCGAUUACAGUUUCGACCGAAGGCAAGGCUGACUACGCGCCUCUGAUAGCUCAGGAACUAGAAGACCAGGUUGCUAGAUGGUAUUCUUUUCUGCCAGUGCCUCUACGUUUUUCCUUGGAACCCGACGAUCUUGAUGCCGACACUUCAGACCCGAUCAUCUUUCUGCGCACUCAAUAUUGGGCGUGCAUGGUGUCUUUCUACUGGCCUGCAGUCGUCAAGGUCAUGGACUCACAACAACUGAGUGAAAGCACUAUGAAUGGCUGCAGGAGUUAUUUUCACUCAUAUCGUCAGUUUAUCGACAGCGCCACAAGAGCCUUGGAUGUAUGUGUCCCAAACAAGUGGACUAUUUACGCGAGUAUCUUCGCCAUCUCAAUAGGCGCGCAUCUAGGUGCUUCGAAUGCAUUGCUCGCCCCUCUUGCUUCGAGGCAGACAUGGGACAUGCUUGCCCUGGCUCGCGACGCCUUUGGAGAGGAAUGCCAACAAAGUCCAUCUUUGUCCGUGAUGGCUGAAAGCAUGCGAAAAACACUUAGUGCUUUUCCGGAAGUGUGGCAUAAUUAA